GGCUGCUUCUCCCGCGCCUGCUCGCCUUCCCCUCACAACUGUUCGGUCAUUCUCUCUCCCACAUACGCACAGCUAUCACACUGGAGUUGCCGCUUCCGCCAACUUACUCCCUGACGCGAUCUGAGAGGCUUUUCUCUUUAAAAAAAACAUCUUUCAAAAACAAGCGAGACGGAGGGAAGCCCGUCAGCGGAGCCGGAACCUCCCAGCGGCAGGGUUAUUAAUUUUCGAUGAAGAUUCCUAUAUCGUUCCAUCUUACUGAUAACAGAAGGUGAAGACUGCAUAAAAAGAAAAAAACACUAAAGCAGUUGCGUGAAUCUGGAACUAUUUUCUGCAUCAAGUCCUCAAUCCUCUGACGGUGCAGAACAAACUGCUUACUUGGUGGCUUUCCAUAUCUAAAGGGAGAAGGAUAUCCUGAGAUUGAAGGAUUUGACAGCCCAGCACUGAAAGAUGAAAUGCUCCAACUGAGUUUCACUCAUAUGGCUGUGUGUUGAGCCAUGAAACAAAGAAACACCUUGGAACCCAUUCAAGAAAGCAUAAAACACCCAGUGCGCGAGAAAAGUACAGAUUGUGCAAAUGGCUAAAAGCGAGCAAACGACACGUAGAAUAUCAAACAUCAAACCAGUAAUCAGUUUGGUUCAGUUCAGCAUCGCGGUGCUACACCACUGCAGGCCACAGGGCCAUUCUUUGCCGAAGCAUUGAUCACCACAAUCAAACAGCCAAUAAAAAAGGAAUAACCGGAAUCCAGGAACAUGAACCUCAAAGACCCCCAAAACGAGUCUACAGCCUCAUCGAAUAUUUUAUGUGAUUAAGCGUUAUUCCAAGAAAACACUUGCCAGAUACUUGAGAGUAUCGAAAUGAGAGGCUUUUAAUAAGAGAAUUUGUUGGUUGUCAAAUCAAGAGGAAGCUUUAUUUGGGGAGGAAAAAAAGAGUGCUACAAGAAAUUCUAGGAGCUUAUCUGAUUGCUGGGACAAUGCUUUGAGGUAGUGGAAGACAGAACCUCAUUCAUCUCGGCACAGAUCCCGGAAGCAUGCCAGCUCCUGACCUGUGAACAGCUGCUGUGGAGUACGGAGAGAGCUGACCAGCUGAAGAUGCGACCAUGGGCCAGCUCCUGGAGAUGGAUUAUGUUGAUCCUUCUUGCCUGGGGGACUUUGCUGUUCUAUAUAGGCGGGCAUUUAGUCAGAGACAGCGACCAACCAGAUCGCUCCAGCAGAGAACUGUCCAAGAUACUUGCAAAACUUGAACGUUUGAAGCAACAGAAUGAAGAUCUUCGGAGGAUGGCAGAGUCUCUGAGGAUUCCUGAAGGUCCCAUUGACCAGCUACCAGCUGCUGGAAGAGUGCAUGCACUAGAAGAACAACUGCUAAAGGCCAAAGAGCAGAUCGAAAUCUACAAGAAACAUGCAGGCAAUGGUCCUGGGAAAGAACACGAGGAGCUAAGGCGUAAGAUUGAAAAUGGACUGAAAGAGCUCUGGUUCUUCAUGCAGAGUGAAGUCAAGAAAGUGAAAAAACUUGAAGGCGAUGAAGCACAAAAGCAGGCAGAUGUAUUACUUGAGAACCUGGGUGACCAGCACAGGUCCAUUAUGACAGAUGUAUACUACCUCAGUCAAACAGAUGGGGCUGGUGAAUGGAGAGAGAAGGAGGCCAAGGAUCUGACAGAACUGGUUCAGCGGAGAAUAACAUAUCUGCAGAAUCCCAAGGACUGCAGUAAAGCCAAGAAGCUGGUGUGUAAUAUCAACAAGGGUUGUGGCUAUGGCUGUCAGCUUCACCAUGUCGUCUACUGUUUCAUGAUUGCAUAUGGAACACAGCGCACUCUCAUCCUGGAAUCCCAGAAUUGGCGUUACUCCACUGGGGGUUGGGAGACUGUCUUCAAACCAGUCAGUGAAACGUGCACAGAUAGAUCUGGCACCAGCUCGGGCCAUUGGUCAGGUGAGGCCAAUGAUAAGAAUGUCCAAGUGGUGGAACUGCCAAUAGUUGAUAGCCUUCAUCCACGACCACCAUAUCUGCCCUUGGCUAUUCCUGAAGACCUUGCAGAUCGAUUAACUCACCUACAUGGAGACCCCUCAGUCUGGUGGGUCUCACAGUUUGUCAAAUAUUUAAUACGCCCACAGUCAUGGCUAGAGAAGGAAAUUGAAGAGGCCACCAGAAAACUGGGCUUCAGGCAUCCAAUUAUCGGUGUUCAUGUACGACGCACGGAUAAAGUUGGAACAGAAGCAGCUUAUCAUCCUAUUGAGGAAUACAUGGCACAUGUAGAGGAACACUACAAGUUUCUUGCUCGCAAGACAGUGGUUGACAAAAAAAGAGUUUACCUUGCCACAGAUGAUCCUAACUUACUUCAGGAGGCUAAGUCAAAAUACCCAGAUUAUGAAUUCAUCAGUGAUAAUUCCAUCUCAUUUUCAGCUGGACUGCAUAAUCGAUACACAGAAAAUUCACUGCGAGGUGUCAUUCUGGACAUCCACUUUCUGUCUCAGGCAGACUUUUUGGUCUGCACCUUCUCAUCGCAGGUUUGUCGAGUGGCCUAUGAGAUAAUGCAAACAUUACACCCAGAUGCAUCAAGUUAUUUCCAUUCUCUGGAUGAUAUAUACUACUUUGGUGGACAGAAUGCACACAAUCAGAUUGCAAUUUACCCUCACAAACCACAGACUCCAGAGGAAAUUGUUUUGGAGCCUGGAGAUCUGAUUGGAGUGGCUGGCAACCACUGGGAUGGUUAUUCCAAAGGCAUCAACAGAAAAUCUGGGCGAACAGGCCUAUAUCCAUCUUACAAAGUGAAGGAGAACAUCGAGACCAUUAAGUACCCAACCUAUCCAGAGGCUGACAAUGAGAAGCCAGAGUAACUGUAAGGACACUCCACAGCCUCGGUGAAUGUAUCUCGCCAUAAAUCUGAAAUCUGAAAGCCAACAUUGUUUUUUAAACUUUGAGUUCUGUGCAGAUGCAUCCAUCUCCCUCCAUUAUCCUGCUGUUGGUUGUGUUUGGUUGUCUGCCAAUAAUUCACUGUUAUUCUCAGUGACUGACAUUGACCCAUUGUACAAAUUAGAGCAUGAGCAAAUGUCUGUCCAGUCAUGGUGCCUAACAUUCUUCAACCUUUGACCUUCCUGAAGAACCAUGUCCAAUAUUAGCAGUGAGAUGUCUUUGAAAUCUUGGCUUGAAGGAAAGACAUUAAACUUAUCAGGCAGGAGAGAUGUAAUCAUGAAGACUUAAUCCAUUCUGCGGCCAGUUCUUAAGAUGACGUUUUCUCAAGAAUUGAAAGUGUUUCUCCUUUACAAGUAUAGGUGAAGGGAAGGUCAGAAUGAUCAAAUGCACAUCCUCAUUUCACAGUCUUUUGUAAAAGCAAAAUCAUGGACAGGAUCUUUAAUACAUACAGUAAUGUUUCCAGACAUUGUCUUUGAUAACAAAAAUAAAUAAAUCUAAAUGAAA
Hypanus sabinus (Atlantic stingray) is the source of this 3408-nucleotide messenger RNA. Its product is annotated as alpha-(1,6)-fucosyltransferase. The record is from RefSeq and is a predicted model, not a curated record. The transcript is spliced from 15 exons. NCBI's taxonomy places the organism in Eukaryota, Metazoa, Chordata, Chondrichthyes, Myliobatiformes, Dasyatidae. Bases 1089 to 2828 code for a protein of 579 amino acids. Gene Ontology annotation, cellular component: Golgi cisterna membrane. Gene Ontology annotation, molecular function: protein binding; glycoprotein 6-alpha-L-fucosyltransferase activity. Gene Ontology annotation, biological process: protein N-linked glycosylation.